AGAGAGAGAAAGGCGGCCAGCCAGCCACAUGGGGGCGUUUUCGGAGUGACGUAGGAGAGAGCGAGAGGCUAUAAAGUUAAAGGCACGCUGUUAUUUUAUCAAUGAAAUAGUAAAAAAGACAGCGAGGUUCUGGAAGACAGGAUAGUGUUUAUUUUCCCUCCGUUUUUAUUUGUGUUGAAAAGAGGACCAAGUCCUAGGCAAAACCGGCAGCAUGAAAUACAUUGUAGGCAUCGGCGGUGUGACCAAUGGUGGGAAAACCACGGUGACGAAAAGACUUGUCAAAACAUUGCCCAACUGUUCCGUGGUGCAUCAAGACAGCUUUUUCAAGCCUCCAGAUCAGAUAGAAGUUGGUGAGGACGGCUUUAAACAAUGGGAUGUGAUCACAUCCCUUGACAUGGAAGCCAUGAUGAACACUAUCCGUGCAUGGAUGGAAAACCCAGUCAAGUUUGCCCGUUCUCAUGGAGUUAAUGUAUUGCCAACAGCAGAGGAGCCUGAUUCAGAGAAUGAGGUCCACAUACUGAUAGUGGAAGGCUUUCUGCUGUACAACUACAGGCCCUUGUUAGAGGUGUAUGACAAAUGUUUUUACAUUUCCAUUCCAUAUGAAGAGUGCAAAAUGAGGAGAAGUACAAGGCAAUACACUGUUCCCGACCCCCCUGGUCUGUUUGAUGGGCACGUCUGGCCCAUGUACCUCAAACACAGGAGAGAGAUGGAGGAAAAUUGCAUGAAUGUUGAAUAUCUUGAUGGCUUGAAAUCAAGAGAGGAGCUGUACAACCAGGUGUAUGAAAACAUCCAGAACACGUUGUUCAAUCACUUAUAGGUGAACCAUUUAUACGCAGGGCCUGUGGAUUGCUGAAGACCUGUGUACAGAUAAUUGUAAAUAACUGAGGAAGUUAGGAUAGUAUUAAUAACUUUCUUUUUUUUAAGUUUAAUUAUAAAUGGCAAAUACACAUUUUAAGUCUUGAUGUAAAUAGUUGGUAGAAACAAUAACUUGUAUUAAACUGCCCUUGAUUGUGGCAGGAUUUAUUUUUGGUAUUUUGUAUUGAUGAAUCUGAGGAUUGAAAGCGGCAAGAAUAUAAACUUUUUUUAAAACAAUUUAACUUCAGCAGUGAGAGUUUCCAAAAAGUGUGCCAAGUUAACAACGCACAAUUAUUUAAGUGUUCAGUGUUUUAGUAACUUGCAAUUUUAUCAUGUAUCUUUUUUUAUUUUAUUUUUUUUAAAGUGCUUGUGGUUUGUAUUUGUUUUUUGUUUAAUUUAUUUUAAAUGUCAACUAUCUCUAUAUCAUUGGGUUUGUCACUCUA
This is a messenger RNA of Polyodon spathula (Mississippi paddlefish), 1298 nucleotides long. Its product is annotated as nicotinamide riboside kinase 2-like. Bases 212 to 817 code for a protein of 201 amino acids. The record is from RefSeq and is a predicted model, not a curated record. NCBI's taxonomy places the organism in Eukaryota, Metazoa, Chordata, Actinopteri, Acipenseriformes, Polyodontidae. The transcript is spliced from 8 exons. Gene Ontology annotation, cellular component: cytoplasm.